Molecule: messenger RNA, 1252 nt
Organism: Salmo salar (Atlantic salmon)
Lineage: Eukaryota; Metazoa; Chordata; Actinopteri; Salmoniformes; Salmonidae
Gene: bcdin3d
Product: BCDIN3 domain containing
Biological process (GO): negative regulation of pre-miRNA processing
Cellular component (GO): cytoplasm
Molecular function (GO): RNA methyltransferase activity; O-methyltransferase activity
Source: RefSeq, a predicted model, not a curated record
CCUAGGUCGGACGUAUUUUGAUGCUGCACACGUGGGAACAGCGAUGGCAACAUGUGGAGCAAAGAGUGAAGUUCUGGAUGAAAAAGAUGAUCCUGGUGCAGCACCUUACGGCAAUUUUAUAAACUAUUACACAUUUAACCCACCAGAGAACCGUCUAAGCCUCAUUCCGACCACACUUAUUCAGGAUUUGGGGUAUGGCAUAGACAGCAGUGAAACCAUAUUGAUGCUGGAUGUCGGCUGCAAUUCAGGGGACCUGACGGUGGCAUUGUACAGACACCUCCAACCGAGAGUCUUGUCUGAAGACUCUACAACACCACCCGACUCUGAUCUCCAACUCCUCGGCUUCGAUCUGGACGAAACCCUGAUCCUCCGGGCCCAACAGACCAACCCUUUUCCUCAGAACAUCUCUUUCAUUCCCUUAGACAUCACUGAGGAUGCUGCUAGCCAGACCCAGCUACAGGACUACCUGAGACAACAUGGCGGCUUCCGCUUCCACCUCUCCCUGUGCCUGGCUGUUACCAUGUGGGUUCACCUGAACCACGGAGACGCUGCCCUGCUGGGGCUCCUCUCCAGGCUGGCCUCCGUCAGCCAACAUCUCCUCCUGGAGGCCCAGCCCUGGAAGUGCUACCGCUCGGCUGCCCGGAGGCUGAGGAAGCUAGGCCGGUCUGACUUUGACCACUUCAAGGAGUUAAAGAUCAGAGGAGAUGUGGCAGAACAAGCCAGUGAACACUUAGAGAAACACUGUGGGAUGGCACUGAUGCAGUGUUUUGGAAGUACCAGCUGGGAUCGUAGACUGCUCCUCUUUAGGAGAAGAGAGACGAUAGACCUACAUUUAUCCCAGUAGAUAAAAUGACUGGACUUGCGUAUAUGUUAUGAUGAUUGUCUUAAAGGAGUACUCUGAAAACAUUUGAAAAUGUCUUCCAUGACAAUGAAGUGACAAGGUCCUAAGGAAAUAUGUAUGUGCAGUGAAGGAACUCCAGAUUCUGAGUCUUUAAGUGCAGUGAAGGACCAGUAUGUUGAUUGAACACUAGGAGGCAAUAAUACUCUGUUACUACUUGUAAUACCGCCAUACCUAGUGUAUGCUUUCAGCUAUGCAUUUAACUGAUCUUACUCUAUUUUCUUCUUAAUAGUGUAUAUGUUUUGGCAAACAAUUAUGAAUGAACCAUUGUGUGUGUAAGUAUGAGAAAUUAAUUUAAUCUUUUUAUUUUUGGGAAUGUUUUAAAAAUAAGAAUGAAUAAAGCCCAUGAAUUUA